AUGAGAUUCCGCGAUGGCAUGUGGCUGGUGAACGACCGCUUCACAGUUCAACAUGCUGAAGAAGUUUAUACUGUCACACCUCGCGAAGACGACAAGGCAGUCACGCUCCUGUGUCCAAGUAGGAAGAUCUUCACUAGGGGCGACACUUUGAAUCUGAGCACUAUCUCCAUCGAGAUUGAAGCCCAAUUCGAUGGCGUUAUUUCUCUCGAAGCCACGCACUUCGUUGGUGCCAGACGUCUAGGUCCAGACUUUGAUCUGUACCCAGCAGGCAAACCUGACUGCAAGGGCAAGAUCGCGAAAAACGAGAAAGGGACUACAGUUGUUUCAGGCGGACUGAGCGCGACUGUUAGCUCUAAUGAACAUACAUUCGAUAUCAAAUUUCAUGCAACGGAUGGGUCGAAGACGUUAACUUCACUUCUCAACCGCAGCGUUGGGCUAGCGUACUCACCAGCCCUCAGCACGCCCAAGCUUGUGGAAGACUUGAGUGCGCACAAACAUUAUAUGUUUACUCAAACUGAGUUGAGCGUCGGUGAGACUAUCCAUGGCUUGGGUGAGCGUUUUGGUGCUUGGAAUAAGAUUGGUCAGAAUGUUGAAGUUUGGAAUGAAGAUGGAGGUACUUCGAGCGAGCAGGCGUACAAGAACGUGUCAUUCUGGCUGAGUUCAAAGGGUUAUGGCGUCUUCAUCGACACACCCGAUAAGAUCGAUAUGGAGAUCGGCAGCGAGCGAUGCUCAAGGUUGCAGACCACAGUUGAAGGGCAGCGUUUGAAAUGGUAUCUUAUUUACGGACCAAGUCCUAAAGAAGUACUAACCAAGUACUCCAUUCUUACUGGCAAGUCGAACAGAGUACCGGCGUGGUCGUACGGCCUCUGGCUCAGCACAUCGUUCACGACAUCCUACGAUGAGCAGACUGUUCGUCAUUUUGUUGAAAAGAUGUCUGAUUCCAAGAUACCAGUCGAAGUGUUCCAUUUUGAUUGCUUUUGGCUUCGCGCUUUCCACUGGUGCGACUUCAUCUGGGAUCCCGAAAGCUUCUCGGACCCAGCGGGCCAGAUCAAGCGCAUGAAGGACGACGGGCUUAUCACUAAAGUCAGUGUUUGGACGAAUCCCUACAUUGGCCAAGCAAGUCCUGUGUUCAAAUUUGCUGCUGAGAAAGGCUAUCUACUGAAGAAGACGAACGGAGAUGUAUGGCAGUGGGAUCUCUGGCAGACUGGCAUGGGCAUUGUCGACUUUACAAACCCCGACGCUUGCGACUGGUUUCGCGAGUGCAUGGAGAAACUGUUUGAUGUGGGCGUCAACUCUAUCAAAACGGAUUUCGGCGAACGUAUACCCACGAAGAACGUUCAGUGGCAUGACAAAAACGUGGACCCAAAUCGCAUGCACAACUACUACGCAUUCAUCUACAACAAGCUAGUCUACGAGGCAGUGCAGAAGCGGGAAGGUGAGCAUGAAGCAAUAUUGUUCGCACGCACAGCGUGUGCAGGAUCACAACGAUUUCCACUGCACUGGGGCGGUGAUUGCGAAUCGACACCUGCAGCGCUCUCUGAGUCGGUGCGCGGAGGUCUGAGUCUUGGACUUGCAUCCUUCGCGUUCUGGACGAGUGACAUUGGUGGCUUUGAAGGCAGUCCACCACCUUGGAUCUACAAGCGCUGGGUUGCAUUUGGGCUGCUCAACUCGCACAGUCGACUCCACGGUUCAAAUUCGUAUCGCGUGCCGUGGUUAGUCGACGACUCAUCAGCUGAGCCCGAAAACUGCACUGAGGUCCUCCGACACUGGGUGCAGCUCAAGCGUAGCCUCAUGCCAUACCUCUAUGCGCAGGCUGAAGAGAGCAUCGCUAAUGGCUGGCCUACUAGUGUUCGUGCGACAGCUCUUGAGUUUCCAGAUGACCCAACAUCCUGGUAUGUGGAUCGCCAAUUCUUUGUUGGCAGUCAGAUUCUGGCUGCCCCUGUCUUCGAAGAAGACGGCAGCGUUGAGUAUUACCUGCCACCCGGCCGUUGGUUCAGCUUCUGGGACGGCAAAGAAGUACAGGGUAGCCGAUGGAUCAAGGAGAAGUAUGGCUUCCUCCAAUUGCCUUUGUUCGUUAGAGAAGGCACUGUCCUGGUGCUUGGGCAAGCAGAAGGGAAGGGCGGCUUUGGCUAUGACUGGCUCGCUACUGGCGGCGAGAUCAGACUGUAUGGCGUGAAGGAAGGUGACAAAGCGACUCUGGUGGAUACCAAUGGUGACCAGAAGGGUGUCCUAGAGGUCAACGCUGAUGGUGAGCUCAAGGGUAUGGAUGUACUCGGUGGGGAUUGGAAGAUUUCGAAGCUAGGUUAG
Alternaria atra is the source of this 2307-nucleotide messenger RNA. RefSeq lists its product as uncharacterized. The record is from RefSeq and is a predicted model, not a curated record. The coding region runs from base 1 to 2307 and encodes 768 amino acids. NCBI's taxonomy places the organism in Eukaryota, Fungi, Ascomycota, Dothideomycetes, Pleosporales, Pleosporaceae. Gene Ontology annotation, biological process: carbohydrate metabolic process. Gene Ontology annotation, molecular function: hydrolase activity, hydrolyzing O-glycosyl compounds; carbohydrate binding. The transcript has 3 exons.